This is a messenger RNA of Microthlaspi erraticum, 639 nucleotides long. The record is from the annotation of a GenBank genome assembly. Lineage: Eukaryota; Viridiplantae; Streptophyta; Magnoliopsida; Brassicales; Brassicaceae.
AUGUUUGACAUGACGAUGGAGAACUCGCUCGAUCCUCAACAAGAUCCAACGACGGAGCAGCCGCAGACACAGAAUCCUCCCUCCUCUCUCCCACCGUAUCCUCAGAUGAUAAUGGAAGCGAUCGAAGAAUCUAACGACGGAUGCAACAAAACGGCGAUCGCGAAGCACAUCGAGUCGACUCAGCACGAUUUACCUCCGUCUCACGCGACGCUUCUCAACUACCAUCUCAACCAGAUGAAACAAUCCGGCCAGAUCGUGAUCGUGAAGAACAAUUACAUGAAACCAGAUCCGAAUGCUCCGCCUAAGCGUGGCCGCGGCCGUCCUCCGAAAGCCAAACCUCUUGUCGAUUCGAGCCAGGUGGCGAUCCCAGCUCCUUCUGUUUCUCCGCCGAGGCCUCGAGGUCGUCCUCCCAAAUCGAAGGAAUCUCCGUCAGAGGCUCCUCCGUCGUCGUCGAUUCAGGCGAAACCGAAGGAGCCGAGUGUUUCCGGAAGACCACGAGGACGUCCACCGAAGAAGCAGAAGACGGAUUCGGAAACGGUCAAAGCCGAUGCAGCACCCACGGUGCAGCCUAACGGUGAGCGUCGUGGUCGUGGAAGGCCACCAAAGGUGAAACCAGCGAUGGUGCCUGUUGGUUGUUGA